This is a messenger RNA of Heterocephalus glaber (naked mole-rat), 2640 nucleotides long. It is a transcript of the gene Ggt1, whose product is annotated as gamma-glutamyltransferase 1. Gene Ontology annotation, biological process: peptide modification; regulation of immune system process; regulation of inflammatory response. The record is from RefSeq and is a predicted model, not a curated record. Lineage: Eukaryota; Metazoa; Chordata; Mammalia; Rodentia; Bathyergidae. Gene Ontology annotation, molecular function: glutathione gamma-glutamate hydrolase. Gene Ontology annotation, cellular component: plasma membrane.
CUGUGGGAUUUGAGUCAAGUGAGCCAGGCACGUGUCUGGCUGUGCCCCAGGGCUGUGUGACCCUGAAGCAUGACUCACCCUCUCUGAGCUCCUGGGCAUCAUUGUGAGGGAGGGCAGGCUUGGACCCUCCCAGAAGUGUGUGGAGGCCCAGGUUCUAGCCCUCAGCUCUGCCCUGUGCCAGCGGUGCUCUAGAGGAGAUCCUGCAGGAGCCUUGGUUUACACAGCUGUGCAGCAGGAGUGAGCUGCCUUCAAGACUCGCAGCACCUCCCAUCUCCCGCCCAAGGCCCUUCCAGGGCUGAUGAACUUUAAUCACCUGGUGACAAGCCCAGUCACUGCACUUCCUUACUCCUCUGUUGCUCCUGUGACGUCAGCCACCGACUGUCCUCCCAGCCUGGCUGGACCUCUGGCAGAGGACUCCCUGUUCUACACCCUCUUCAGAUGCCUCCAGCUGUCUGCAGGGAUGCUGGAUGCCCCCUAGCUGACCUCUUGCCCCCCUGGCACUAGCUGGUGCCCCAGGCCAGAGCUAUUUUCUGAGGAAGAAGGGGUCUCUCUCCUGGGCCCCUGCUGCUCCCCUGGGCCUCAGGAGAACAAGGGAGCUGCCUGGUGAAGGAAUCUUUCGGGAAGAUUCUGUGGCCACAGGGUACUGCAGAGCACAAGGGAGACCCCAGUUAUUUCUCCAGCAGUGUUCUGCCAAACUCUCCUGUCUUUCGGAGCUAUCUUCCUAGACAAGGCUUGGGAUUCUCACCCACUGCUGAACGAGUCAUGAAGAAGCAGUUUGUAGUGCUGGGCUUGUUGGCUGUGGUUCUGAUACUGGUCAUCGUCGGCCUUUGCCUCUGGCUGCCCUCCACCUCCAAGAAGCCCGACCACAUGUACACCAGGGCCGCUGUGGCCACUGAUGCCAAGCGCUGCUCGGAGAUUGGGAGGGACGUGCUGCUGGAUGGAGGCUCAGCAGUGGACGCAGCCAUCGCGGGCCUACUCUGCGUUGGCCUCAUGAAUCCUCACAGCAUGGGCAUUGGCGGCGGCCUGUUUCUCACCAUCUACGAUAGCUACACGCGGAAAGCUGAGAUUAUCAACGCCCGCGAGGUGGCGCCCAGGAUGGCUUACAUCAGCAUGUUCAACAGCUCGAAGGAGUCUGAGAAAGGCGGGAUGUCAGUGGCAGUUCCUGGUGAGAUCCGAGGCUACGAGUUGGCGCACCAGCGGCAUGGGCGGCUGCCUUGGCAUCGCCUCUUCCAGCCUAGCAUCCAGCUGGCCCGUGAGGGCUUCCCUGUGGGCAAGGGCUUGGCAGGAGCCCUGAACAGAACACAGACUGUUAUUGAGCAGACGCCUGCCCUGUGUGAGAUUUUCUGCCGGAAUGGGAAGGUGCUCCAGGAGGGAGAAACAGUGACUAUGCCACGGCUGGCUGACACGUACGAGACGCUGGCCCGAGAGGGGGCCCAGGCCUUCUACAACGGGAGCCUCACAGCCCAGAUCCUGAAGGAUAUCCGGGAGGCUGGGGGCAUCAUGACAACCGAGGACCUGAACAACUACCGCGCUCAGCUGAUCGAGCAUCCGCUGAACAUCAGCCUUGGGGACUCGGUGCUGUAUGUGCCCAGCGCCCCACUCAGUGGGCCUGUGCUGGUUCUCAUCCUCAACAUCCUCAAGGGGUACAACUUCUCCCCGGCGAGCGUGGGCACACCUGAGCAGAAGGCCUUGACAUACCACCGCAUCGUGGAGGCCUUCCGGUUCGCCUACGCCAAGAGGACCCUGCUUGGGGACCCCAAGUUUGUUGAUGUGACUAAGGUGAUCCACAACAUGAGCUCCGAGUUCUUCGCAGUCCAGCUUCAAGCCCGAAUCUCUGACGACACCACGUACCCAGUCUCCUACUAUGAGCCCGAAUACUACACACCUAACGAUGGGGGCACUGCCCACCUGUCUGUGGUCUCGGAGGACGGCAGUGCUGUGUCUGCCACCAGCACCAUCAACCUCUACUUUGGCUCCAAGGUCAUUUCCCAAGUCAGCGGCAUCCUGUUCAACAAUGAGAUGGACGACUUCAGCUCUCCCAACUUCACCAACCAGUUUGGGGUGUCCCCUUCACCGGCCAACUUCAUCGAGCCAGGGAAGCAGCCACUCUCAUCCAUGUGUCCGUCGAUCAUUGUGGGCAGGGACGGCAAGGUCCAGAUGGUGGUGGGAGCCUCUGGAGGCACACAGAUCACCACAGCUGCUGCACUGACCAUCAUCCAUAACCUCUGGUUUGGCUACGAUAUGAAACGGGCAGUGGAGGAGCCCCGGCUGCACAACCAGCUUCUGCCUAAUAUCACAACACUGGAGAAGGAUGUUGAUGAGGCAGUAGUUGCAGGCUUGAAGACCCGGCAUCACCAAACUGAGGUCACUCCCACCUUCAUCGCUGUGGUCCAGGCCAUCGUUCGAACAGCCAGUGGCUGGGCAGCUGCCUCGGACUCCAGGAAAGGCGGGGAACCAGCUGGCUACUGAGUGCUCACUUGGGAUAACCAGGACUGGCCAGCAACCCAGGGACAAGAUACCAAGCCCCAGAGUGGGGCUUUGGGAGAUGUGCUCUCUCGAUGAGAGGCAGAGCAGCAUAAUAAAUGGGGCCACUGCACCAAGCUCUGGGCAGCCUCACAGACCGGGUUCCCCACUCUCAGA